Molecule: messenger RNA, 567 nt
Organism: Prunus armeniaca (apricot)
Lineage: Eukaryota; Viridiplantae; Streptophyta; Magnoliopsida; Rosales; Rosaceae
Source: the annotation of a GenBank genome assembly
AUGUUAGGAGCCCCUACGAUUCUCCCCUUUAUUGCAGACUCAAAGAAGAAUGCAGUCAAUCCUGCUGACCUAGCUACUCGGACUCAUGCUUCUAUCGCCACCACCAAAGGUUCUACUUUUAAAACGUUAUCUCAAAAAUCCCCAUGGAUUAUCAACUCGGGUGCUACGGAUCACAUAACUUUUGAUCCUAGCCAAGUUAUUAGUCGCAAAUCAUCCACUCUAUCUGCGAUGUCUAAUGCUAAUGGUACCCCCUUCCCUGUGAUUGGGGAGGGCUCUAUAUCUCUCUCUAUUUCCCUACAUCUUAAUUCUGUAUUACUUGUUCCAUCUUUGGACCAUAACUUGUUAUAUGUUGCACAACUUACUACUACUUUGGGGUGUAUCGUAACAUUUUGGCCGAAUCAUUGUGUUUUUCAAGAUAUCCUCACAGGACAAACGAUUGGUUGUGGUACUCAACGGGGCAAACUCUACUACUUGGACUGGGCACCGGAUAAUGAGGUCAAGCUUGGUCAAGCUUUCAGAACUAGUGGAACUCGUUCUGAGGGGGAGAGAGACAAAAUUUGGUUAUGA